AUGGCACUGCAAGAACAAGACCCACAAGUGUCAGCUGGUAUGGUGCGCAUCUGCAUAUAUGUAUGCCCUUUUGCUCUGGGCUUGGGCAUCCUUGCCAUUGUGGCUGCUUCUAUGCCGAAGUAUUGGCUCUUGACAAGGUCAUUAGAUACUGAGUUCUACUUAGCUCCCCGUUUUGUGACGCACAUUGAUGACCAAGCAAUCAGGGCGCUCACAAAGUACUACUUACAAGCCCUUCCUCCAAGCAACACUCAUGGCGUGGCCAUCCUGGAUAUGUGCAGUAGCUGGGUGGAGCCAUUAUCCAGCGGGUACAAGCAAGAGAAUAUCGUAGGGAUGGGUAUGAAUGAAGACGAACUGAAGAAGAAUCCGGUUUUGACAGAGUAUGUUCUGCAAGACCUCAAUCUGAACCCGAAGCUUCAUUUCGACGAUAACACCUUUGAUGUUAUAACCAACGUGGUUAGUGUAGACUACUUGACAAAACCAAUGGAUAUUUUUAAGGAGAUGAGACGAAUACUUGAACCAUGUGGGUUAGCUAUCAUGAGUCAUAUCCAUUUGUACAUCAAUUGGUGA
Hordeum vulgare subsp. vulgare (domesticated barley) is the source of this 567-nucleotide messenger RNA. RefSeq lists its product as uncharacterized. Lineage: Eukaryota; Viridiplantae; Streptophyta; Magnoliopsida; Poales; Poaceae. Gene Ontology annotation, molecular function: S-adenosylmethionine-dependent methyltransferase activity. The record is from RefSeq and is a predicted model, not a curated record. The transcript is spliced from 6 exons. The coding region runs from base 1 to 567 and encodes 188 amino acids.